GGGGCGAGGCGAGCGCUUUACGCCCCCCGUAGCUGGAACGUCGCCCUGCGUGGAGGGGCGGGGGAGCCCCACAGCCCGCUGGGGCCGGGGACGCGGUUCCGGGGGGUUGGGGACUCUGGUCCUGUUCCGAGGCAGGGGGAAUCGGGGACCCCCCCCGCAGGCCCCGGAGCUGGGGGCAGGGCGCUCCCGUCCCUACCCUGGGGCCGAGGGACUGUUCGGCUGCCUGGGGGUGAGGUGGAGGGCCCCUCUCCCCCUCUGUCCUUGGGGACCGUGCGGCAGUGACCCCAGCCUGUCUCUUGGGGUGAGAGACAAAGACUCUCAAACGCACGAGGUUGCAGCUGAAGCGGGGACGUGCGGGGCUGGGGAUUUGACAUUUGGAGGCAAAAUAAACCUGCCACCCGAAAUCUCUUCGCCAAGCCGCCCAGGAAGUAUCACGCCGCUGUUCUGCAGGAGCACAAAACUCCCGAUUCCGGAUGUCAAUAGGAGAAUGCCGUAUUGAGCACAGAAUAGCUGAUUGGUUGGCCUCAACGUGAAUGCACCCGCCUCGAGUUCAGCGAGUGUGUCACCCAGCCAAUAUCAGUGUGAAAAGUGCACAGUUAAUAAGGACAAUAUUUACUGUUAAUGAUGCUGGGUUUUGGUUUUAAUUUUGUUCUGGUUCUGAAACGAUGCUGCAAAGAUCAAAGCAAAUCUGUUUAAGAAUGGUAUCUUGCAUCUGUCUCGGAGCAUUUCACAAACUAGGAGUACACUUUUCAGCUGCCUAAUAAAUAGAUAUUAUUUCAUUUAUCAGUGCAUAGCAAUGUUACAUGAUAGGCUAGAAUGGGAAGAGACUAGGGUUUUAAUAACUUAGUAAAUGCUUAAAAUAUGCAAAUCAAUUAAAAAUUAUGAAAAUAUUCUGAUCAAUCGGUUUAAAAAAAUUCAGAACUGCAUUAAGGCUUCACCAUAAAUCUUUUUGGCUGCUUAUGAAGUUUUUGAUAUUAAAGCUGCACUAUUGAAAUGAAGAAAAGGAGAAAGUUCCCUGGAAAUCUAAAUGAGAAGCUACAUUUUGGCCAUGAGAAAAAUAUUUCUGAUGGGGUUUUUAUAGUAGAUUCUGACCAAGAAACUGUCACCAAAUCUGCAGAAGUAGCUAUUACGGACCAACUUGACUGUUCCCAAGAACUUCCUCCAUCACCAGAACAAAGAAAACUCUUAAGUUCACUGCAGUAUAAUAAAAAUCUACUUAAAUAUUUAAAUGAUGAUAGACGGAAACAACCAUCUUUUUGUGACUUACUUAUAAUAGUAGAAGGAAAAGAAUUUAGCGCACACAAAGUUGUUGUAGCUGUUGGCAGUAGUUAUUUUCAUGCUUGUUUGAGCAAAAACCCAAGCACGGAUGUUGUCACACUGGAUCAUGUAACUCAUUCUGUUUUUCAACAUUUGCUUGAGUUUUUGUACACAUCUGAGUUUUUUGUAUAUAAAAAUGAAAUCCCUUUAGUGUUGGAAGCAGCUAAAUUUUUAGACAUUAUAGAUGCAGUCAAACUGCUCAAUAAUGAAAAUAUUUCCUGCAUACAAUCUGAAGCGUUAACUGAAAACCCAAUACCAGCUGAAACUCUCAAUGAAUUGACUGGUAAACUAUCAAAUAGUCACCAGUGCACUUUUUGCAGUCGAAACUUCUGUUACAAGAAAUCCUUAGAAAACCACUUGGUUAAAGCUCACAGAUCCCUUCCACUGGAAAAAAAACAUGGUUUAAAAAUGGUUGAGAAAGCAGACUUUUCUACCAGAAGAUCUACAAGGAACCGUAAAUGCCCAGCUAAGUUUGAUAACAGUGAUAACGAAAGCAGCGAUGUGUCUGACAGCAAGGAAAAAGUCCAUUCUGAGAGAGAAAUAUCUGUUAAAAACGAAUGUGAAGAUAAUGGAAGUGACUGCAAUGCAGAUGAAGAGGGUCAGGAAGAAGAAGAAAUACCAGAUGAAGAUUCUGAUGCUGAAGAGCAAAGUAAAAAAGAACAUAAUGAUACUGAAGUGAGUCCUGAGCCAGUUGAUUCAGUAGGAAAUAUUCCUGAAGGUUUAACUCCAGUAAUCAUUCAGAGUAGUAGCAAAAAACUAUUGCAGUGUCCCAAGUGUGACAAAACAUUUGAUCGAACAGGGAAGCUCGAGAUCCAUACCCGUGCACACACAGGUGAGAAGCCCUUCGAGUGUGAUAUUUGUCAUCAGCGCUAUUCCACAAAAUCUAACCUGACAGUUCACAGAAAGAAACACAAUAAUGAAACAGAAUUUCAUAAGAAGGAGCACAAAUGUCCAUAUUGUAAUAAACUUCAUGCAAGCAAAAAGACCCUAGCAAAACAUGCAAAGAGGUUUCAUCCAGAGAACGUACAAGAAUUUCUUUCCAUUAAAAAGACAAAGAGUGAAGGCUGGAAAUGUGAUAUUUGUAAGAAAUCUUUUGCUCGAAGACCCCAUUUGGAAGAACACAUGAUUCUUCACACUCAGGAUAAACCUUUCAAGUGUACCUAUUGUGAAGAGCACUUUAAAUCCCGGUUUGCAAGAUUGAAGCAUCAAGAAAAAUUCCAUCUUGGUCCUUUCCCAUGUGAUAUUUGUGGUCGUCAGUUCAAUGACACUAGAAAUCUAAAACGCCAUAUAGAAUGUACUCAUGGGGGGAAGAGAAAAUGGGUGUGUUUUAUAUGUGGAAAAUCAGUCAGAGAAAGAACAACUUUGAAAGAACAUUUGAGAAUUCAUAGUGGGGAGAAACCUCAUCUUUGUAGUAUUUGUGGGCAGAGUUUUCGUCAUGGAAGUUCCUACAGACUUCAUCUACGAGUUCACCAUAAUGACAAAAGGUACGAAUGUGAAGAAUGUGGGAAAACGUUUAUUCGGCAUGAUCAUCUAACAAAACACAAAAAAAUACACUCAGGUGAAAAAGCACAUCAGUGUGAGGAGUGUGGAAAGUGUUUUGGCCGUAGAGACCACCUAACUGUCCAUUACAAAAGUGUUCAUCUAGGAGAGAAAGUGUGGCAAAAAUAUAAAGCAACAUUUCAUCAGUGUGACGUCUGCAAGAAAGUUUUUAAAGGGAAAUCAAGUUUGGAAAUGCAUUUUAGGACACAUUCAGGUGAGAAACCAUACAAAUGUCAAAUCUGUAGCCAGUCCUUUAGAAUUAAGAAGACAUUAACAAAACACAUGGUUAUUCAUUCAGAUGCUCGACCUUUUAACUGCCAGCAUUGCAAUGCAACAUUUAAACGAAAAGACAAGUUGAAAUACCAUAUUGACCAUGUACAUGGAACAAAAGCUGCAGAAGAAACAGUAACCACUUCUGAAGAGAAAGUAAUCUCCUUGCCAGUACAGUACACCCCUGAUGACAAAGUUUUCCAAAUUGAGUCUAAACCAUACAUGGAUCAGCCCGAAGUUUACGAAACAGAAGUCAAACCUAUGCUACAGAAUGUACCAGCAGAAGUAUGUGUGCCAGUAACACUGGUACCAGUUCAGAUGCGGGAACCUCAAGCUGAUCUAGUACAACAUACCACUACUCUCUCACCCCAGUCUCAUGGCAUUCUUCCCCCACAGAUACAGCAGCCAGAUUAUCAACGAACAACAGAAAUGGCAUUUCUGGAAAAAUAUACUCUCACUCCCCAGCCUGCAAAUAUAGUUCAUCCUGUCAGACCUGAGCAAAUGUUGGAUCCUAGAGACCAAUCUUACCUUGGAACUUUAUUGGGGCUUGAUACAGCUCCAACUGUACAGAAUAUGUCAAAUAAUGAACAUUCAUGAUCGGACCCAUAACAUUCCACCUAACUUACCAAGCCAUUAGCCACCAGAGGACUAAUAUGGCUACUAAGUUUUUUGUAGUUUAUUUGGACUUCUAGUCUUUUAUGAACAGUUUUGUUGAGUGCAAGGAAAAAAUAGAUUUGUUUGCAUAUAUGAACAUUAAGACACAUUUUGAUGUAUAUUUAUAGUGUUUCUUGUGGUUUUAAAGACUUUUAAAAAUCUUAUAGAAGGUCUUUUGAAAACAGGUUCUCAAAUAUCUUUUAAGAAUACUAGCUGCAGCAAACUUUAAUCCCAUACCUGGCCAUUAAUAAAAAUAAUUGUUCACCUGUCUGCAUCUCACUUUCCAAAUAAACCUUUCUUUAGAUAAUGGAAAAGUAUAUUAGAAGGGUUAUGGCCAAUUCAUUAGGGUCACGAUUGGAAAAGAACAUGAAACUAAACCUCUUAAUGAUCCCUCACCUUAAACUAAAAUUUAACUUUAUCCCAGACAAACCUGGUUACAUUUUUUUACUGUAAUUCAUAUCUGAAUAAUGGAAUUAUGAAUCUGAGACUAUAAACAGUACUUGUGCUCUCUUAACCUUGGUUCAAUCUUCUAGAACGUUUCCAACAUUUGGGCCUUGAAAGGUUUAGAGAUGUGGUGAUAAUAUACUGUAACUCUCAGGCAAUAAUAAGAUUGGAAUAGUUCAUCCUUGUUUAUGAGCACAGAAUCAAACCAAGCUGAAGUCCGCACUGGUAUGCCCAUUUCUACAUUACUGCUGUGUAAAGUAAUGUAAAAAGCUCUUUUCAGAAAAGUAAUUUGCUUCAAUUCAUUAAAAGAUUAAUGAAAUCAGCAAUUAUAAAUCUUCAGUUGGCUUCUGGAAAAGAAAGUGAAAGGAAGUCAUUUGUUUUUUCACCUUACAUGAUAUACAUUGUAUAUAGGUGACAAAUAAUUAGGAAGAGGAAGGAAGAUUAGAACAUGUAAGGGCUUUAACUAUUUUUAUUGUUUCCUUACUGUUCUUCUAGUGUAGAACCAUAUCAAAUCCACUAUCUAGAAUAAUUUAAAUUAUUAAAUCCCUCAAAUUUUCUUCUAAGUGGAGCUCUGCAAAUCCUUGGAUAUCUGCAGAUCAUUUUUGUGGAUUGCGGAUCGGAUGCGCAUACAAACUUUGUAUCCGUGCAGGGUUCUACUUCUAACCUCAUUCCCAAAAUAAUACUUUCCUUGUUUUAGACUCAGUCAAUCUUGUGCCAAAGGAAAUACGUGGAAUCAUGCUUGUCUCUCAAUUAUGUCUCAUUAGGGAUUACAUUUUAAACUAAUGUCUACUUCCCAUUAAAAAUCUGGUUUUCUUGCUUUUAUUAUUAUUGUAAAAUAUUUAUAUCCAAUUUCUAAAUUAUGAAACAAAGUUCAUUUGCCAUGGUGAGUUGUUGUUAAAGUUCUGCAUUUGGUAGGAGCAUAAAUAGUUUCUGAAAAAAUGUCAGCAUCCUACUGCUACAAACUCUCUUAAUGGCCCUAUCUUAUAAAAUGCUAAUCACUUUCUGUGAGGUGUUUGAGUGCUUUUCAGGAUUGGGGCCAGGACUUGGUGUUUGGUCAUGUGUAGAAACUUUUCAACCUCACUGAUUCUCAUCUAAGUGCACCAAAGAUUUCUGUUAGCAGUUGAAUUAGUACUAGCCUGCAUAGAAUUCAAAUGUAUCAUUAUUUAAAUAAGGACUUGUCCAAAGAAGCACAAUAGAAGUCCUAGACUUACAGAUCUUUAAAAUUCAGUUCCAAUAGUGGGACUAAGUGUAUGUUUAAUUGUUUUGUGUCUAUAUGUACAAAGCAAGAUGAGAUGAAGUACUCUGGGAACGUUCAUACGGAGAUGCUGUACAUAUGUCAGGUAAAAAGAUGAGUACUAAUUAACAUUAUACAACAAUAUUCAGCCCAUUGAAUGCCAUCUUCUAAAAGGACACUGUCAAGUACUGUGCUCCCCGCUUGUUCUCUGCAAAAAAAAAAAAAAAAAAAAAAAAGUUUUAAAUGACCACCAUUCUUGCACUCCAAUGCACAAAAAUACUAUUUAGUGUGUACCUUUAAAGUUGACAAGCACUGGAGUUUUUACCCUUCUGUACGCCCAUACUGUUUGUGAAACACAAACCAAUGUGGUUUCCAAAGGUUAUGCUCAUACCAUCAAAGAUAAACUGACAUCAAUGCUGUCAGCACAGUUCUGAGACUGACAUUCUAACUUUGCAUUCUUUACUUACUUACUUCCUCUGCAAUGAGUGUGGAGAGGAUUUCAAUUAAACAGUGGCUUAAAAAUUUUGGUGGUUAAGUUUUGUUUUAUUUUGUUUUUAAAUCCAAUCAGUCUGGAACACACUUCACAUUAUUUAAGUAAUAUAUGCCCCAAAUUCAACCUCAACAUUUAAUGUUCUUUUUAGGUCUGUCAUGAUUGUGCCUAUUUGUACAUUGACUGAUCACUCUAGUUGAUUAAUUAUUAAAGCCAAUAUUUUCAAAAGUGCCUAGUGACUUUGGGUGCUCAACUGGAGACACUUUAAAGGUGUUUAAGUUGGGUACUCCAGAUCACUAUGCUCUCUUAAAAAUGUUGGCCUAAUAGUUCAUCAGUUCAGUUUUACAGUUAACCAAACUAGUUUGCAUCUUUACCUGCUGGUCAGGCUCAAUCAUUGCCUGAAGGGAAAAAAUAGUUCAUGUAGGAAAAAUUACAUAGAAUUGCUAAAUUAUUAAAUAGUUAAUUUUUUUCAUGUGCUGGGUUUUGAUUCUUAUGGCCUUAUGGGUAUAGUGAAUUUGCAUGUGAGUCAAGUAAAUCACCAUGGACUGGUACUUCAUUCUAUAAGCAUGAACAGAUGAUCUUCAACCUGAGAGAGAGCCCUAUUUCUGAAUAAAAUGGUUUGGAUUGAGAGAAAAAUAUGAACCAUCUUGACUGCACAGAUCAUAGCUUCUUGGCCAUGGUACCGUCAUAUAUCAAUAAACACAUGUAUUUGUACCUAUAUAACUAGAGCAUAUUCUUUAAGCAUUGAGAGAGAGCUUUUACAAUAAAGGCUGCUUUAAUCUUGUAGCAUUGACUCAGCUCACCACUUAGACCCACAUCCUUCUUAAGCUUUCUCUUUAAAAUGUCACUUUCUGAUCAGUGCCAAAUAUUUAAAAAUUGUGGGGGGGUUUUCCUCCCACAAAAACAGCUUUGGGAGGAAAAGUGGAAUCUUCAUUUGUGCUCUUCUAUCUAAAAGGGUUUUUGUGAAAUUUUCUUUAAUCUUAGGCUCCUAUGUAGUUCUGCAAAAAAUACUGCAUUUAUGUUCUGUUUACAUAUUGCAUAUGCCUUUCAAAAAACCUUUGAUUUUUCCCUUGUAUUUACCAGGUCACUGAUUAUUCCAAGAUAUCAUAUCUUUGAAUGGGAUUUAUUUAUUUAUUUUAAGAAAUUCUUCCUGAGCAUUGCUACUCUUUCUACAGUAGUAUCGUUUUCCAAGGCUGUCCUUAUUCUGGACAGCAGCAGUAGUAGUGACAGUGGUAUAGCUUGGCUUAUAUUGUGUACCUUGAAGAUUAAAAAUAUGUAAAUUAAAAGUAAAAUAAUAUUUUAAGACUAAUCAUGUCUCAAAUACCACUCAGAAAUGAAAGACUUAAAGUGUAAAGAAAACUGAUACACUGUAGUAAACAAUCCUGGGGAGAAACAUAUUGGGAACAGAAUUUUCUGGACAGGUCACUUGUUCCAAUAUCCAAAAUAUAAUGCUUCAGAGCAAGUCAAUAACCUCUUCAUAAUGUGCUUGACCAGAUGUAAAAUGCAUUAUGUAGACAGGGAAUUAAUUACCCUUCCCUCCCCCCUGCCUUUCUUGGUUUUUUUUUUUUUUUUUUUUUUUUUAAUUAUUUUUAUUUUUUUAAGGUGGAGCUUUCACGUAAAGCAGACAUGAACUGUGAGAAUAUAGUUGCAGAUCAGAGCUUUUUUUCCUUCUUGGGGUGGAGAUGGGGAAUCCAUUCAUGGAUAUCUGCAUAAAAGUAAAAAGCAAUUCGAGAUCAAUUUCCUUAAAUUGAUCUCACAUGAAUAAUAACUUCAGGCUUCAGGAAUUGAUAUGGUGCUUGAGUGCAGGAAGCAUAUUUGUGUGUGUGUGUGUAUCCUUAUGAUUGCUGUCAUCUUUGACCUUGCUUAUAAGAUCAGGAGUAUUUAAGUCAUGUCAUCAUGGGCCUCUUCUUUAACAAGCUAACAUGCAUAAGUAUUGAUUGAAUGUUACUGCUGAAAAAAAGGGGGCAGACACUUUGAUAAAAUCCAUAACUGUCCUUUCUCUAUAUUUUAUGAUGACUGUUCUGGUGCAUUAAAGGUAACUAUUUUCAAAUUGUUUGAAGUCUCCCAUAACAAAGCAUUUUGUUCAUUUUAAAAUGUUAAACUUUUUUAUAUAAAAAAGAGCAAAAUAAAAAAAUUGGUAAUAUUUGGCCACUGUUAUUUGAAAUGCUGUGCUUUUUAGUGCGGUCUGUAAUAGACUGAUACUUUAGGUGGAAGUCUUUUUAAGUACAAUUGUCUUUUUUUUAGGGAAAAAUCACUCUGCUAUAAGGCAUUGUAAAUGUAGAAUAACUCAGUCCUCUGUGUAAUUGUUUGAUAUUAAAUUUUUUAAGUUCCUUUGUCCUAAUGUUGCUUGCAUUUCAACAUUUCUUGCAGGAGUGGUUGUGUAGGAGCAGGAUUUUAUAAUUGUACUAUGAGAAUUAAUGUA
This is a messenger RNA of Trachemys scripta elegans, 8370 nucleotides long. It is a transcript of the gene ZBTB41, whose product is annotated as zinc finger and BTB domain containing 41. Lineage: Eukaryota; Metazoa; Chordata; Testudines; Emydidae. Gene Ontology annotation, molecular function: protein binding; DNA-binding transcription repressor activity, RNA polymerase II-specific. The transcript is spliced from 11 exons. The record is from RefSeq and is a predicted model, not a curated record. Gene Ontology annotation, biological process: negative regulation of transcription by RNA polymerase II. The coding region runs from base 994 to 3723 and encodes 909 amino acids.